AUGGAUUCUCAUGAAGCAAAAAGGCUACCACCUCCCCCACCUGUAGUUCCACCAAACCUUGUACCUGAACUGGAGCCUACUAAAAAGACCACACUUCUCCCAAUGGCUCGGCGUGGCUUCGGGUCCAACGGAGAGAGGAUACAUCUUCUUACAAAUCACUUCAGAGUCAACUUCAACAACGCAAAAGGCCAUUUCUUUCAAUACAGUGUUACUAUUACAAAUGAAAACGGGAGUCCAAUGGAGGCUAAAGGUAUUUAUAGGAAGAUUCUUGAAAAGGUUCAGGAAACCUAUCGAGGACAUUUAAGAUCCAAAUACUUUGCUUAUGAUGGGGACAAGACUUUGUUCACCACUGGUGCUCUUCCUAAGAACACAAUGGAAUUCGAGGUCGUUCUUGAAAACACACCUUCUAGCAGAAACAACACUGGAAGUAGUAGUCGGAAUGAAACAAAUGACGCAGACAGGAAAAGAUUAAGGCGGCCAAACCGAUCCAAGAAGUUCAAGGUUGAGAUAAACUAUGCUGCAAAGAUACCUAUGCAGGCUCUUGCAAACGCUAUUCAAGGGAUGAAAACAGAUAAUCUUCAGGAUGCUACAAGAGUGUUGGAUGUCAUUUUGCGACAGAAUUCAGCUAGGAAAGGUUGCCUACUUGUUCGCCAAUCAUUUUUUCACAACGAUCCUCCGAACAUUUUACCCAUUGGUGAAGGUGUGUUUGUUGCUAGAGGGUUCCACACAAGCUUCAAAACUACUCAGAGAGGCUUAUCCUUGAACAUCGACACUUCAGCUACAAUGAUUGUAAAACCAGGACCUGUUGUUGAUUUUCUUCUUGCAAAUCAGAAUGUGAAAGACCCAAAGGAUCUUGACUGGAAUAAGGCUAAACGUGCCCUCAAGAAUCUUAGAGUUAAGGUUAUCCCCUCAAAUAGAGAAUACAAGAUAACUGGACUAAGUGAAGAGCGCUGUAAAGAUCAAGUGUUUAUUCAUAAUCUUAAAAACGAGAAGGGGGAAGUUUAUGGGGUUGAGACAACAGUGUACAAGUACUUCACCGAGUUUCGCCAUGUCGAACUGAAAUAUUCAGGUGACUGUCCUUGCAUCAAUGUUGGUCAUAAGCCAGCGCGCCCAACCUACAUCCCCAUUGAGCACUGUGAACUUGUGAGUCUACAGCGUUACACAAAAUCGCUUAGUAGUUCGCAGAAGGCUUGUCUGGCAGAAACUUCAAGGCAGAGGCCACCUCAAAGAAUGGCUUCACUAACCACUGCUCUGGAGAAGAGUAACUAUAGUGCUGACCCUGUGUUGCAAGAAACUGGUGUCAGCAUUGGCUCUAACUUCAUUCAAGUGGGCGGCCGUGUUUUACCAGCACCAAGGCUGAGAGUGGGCAAUGGAGUGGAAAUUCAACCUCGCAAAGGGCCCACGGUUGCAAUGUGGGUUGUUGUGAACUUCUCUGCUCAAUGUGAUACGAAUAGGCUUGUUUCUGAGUUGAUUAGAAGUGGAAAAAUGAAAGGAAUCGAAGUAGAAGAUCCAUACAAAGUCGUCUUUAAAGAAGAACCUCGGUUUAGGGAUGCGCCAGCUAAUAUAAGAGUAGAAAAGAUGUUCGAGCAGAUGAAAUCUGAACUAAAGGAAAAGAAACCUCUAUUCAUUCUCUGCAUUCUUGCAGAAAAGAAAAACUCUCCUGUUUAUGGUCCUUGGAAGAGGAAGAAUCUUAUUGAACAUGGAAUUGUGACUCAGUGUAUUGUUCCUCCAAAAGACUUAAAGGAUCAGUAUAUCACCAAUGUUCUCCUCAAGAUAAAUGCCAAGCUUGGUGGACUAAACUCCAUGUUAGCCAUGGAACGCUCACAAGCAAUGAGAGUAACACAAGUUCCUACUUUCAUUGCUGGGAUGGAUGUAUCUCAUGGUUCUCCUGGAACUGAUGUACCAUCAAUUGCUGCGGUUGUGGGGUCCAGAAAAUGGCCACUCAUCUCCAAAUAUAGGGCAUGUGUGCGCACACAAUCUCCGAAAAGGGAAAUGAUUGAUAAUCUCUUCAACCGUGUCACCAACGAAAACGGAGAAGUUGUGGAUGAAGGAAUAUUCCGUGAGCUCUUGGAAGACUUUUACUUUAGCUCGGGGAAGAGGGAACCUGAGAACAUUAUUAUUUUCAGGGAUGGUGUGAGUGAUUCACAGUUCAAUCAAGUUCUUAACAUUGAAUUGGAUCAGAUGAAGAAGGCAUGCAAGUUUGUUCGAGAUAACUGGAACCCUAGGUUCACAGUGAUCAUUGCCCAAAAGAACCAACACACCAAGUUCUUCCAGGCUAAUAGCAAUGACAAUGUUCCUCCAGGAACAAUAGUUGACAGAAGGAUCUGUCACCCACACAACAAUGACUUCUAUCUAUGUGCUCAUGCAGGAAUGAUUGGAACUACAAGGCCAACACAUUACCAUGUGCUCUAUGAUGAGAUUAGAUUUUCAGCAGAUCACCUCCAAGAACUUGUGCAUUCUCUAUCCUAUGUCUACCAGAGGAGCACCACUGCCAUGUCAGUCGUUGCACCUAUUUGUUAUGCUCAUUCGGCGGCUGCACAGAUGAGAACUGCGAUGAAAUUUGAGGACAUGUCUUUUUCUGAGACAGCAUCGAUCCAUGAUGGGAUCACGCGAUCUGGAGAACCCCCUGUGCCAUCCAUGCCAAAGUUGAACUCGGCUGUUGCAAGCUCCAUGUUUUUCUGCUAA
Messenger RNA from Eruca vesicaria subsp. sativa (arugula), 2685 nucleotides. The record is from the annotation of a GenBank genome assembly. Lineage: Eukaryota; Viridiplantae; Streptophyta; Magnoliopsida; Brassicales; Brassicaceae.